GGUCCGACAACUAAGCCAGUGGAAACGAUACUAAGGAUAUUUUUCACAGUCGAAGACCCUAUCAUGACCAGUACCACCCAACAAGAUAACGUUACCGUGGCUGUACCAUUAAAUCACACACUUCUACAGGCUAUGCAAGCUUUUCAGGCCCAGCCGAACUCCUGCUUCAGCUUCGAGACCAUUCAGACCAGUCUUGGACCUUUGGUUAUCUCAAUGAAUGGUAUAACAAGAGUUGAAAACAGCAAUUUCUGGUUUAUCCUGUUGGCUCCAGAUAGGCCCCUUCAACAAGGUGUUGCAGAAACCUUUCCCAAAAACGGAGAACGCUACAUAUUUAGACUCACUGCAUUAAACAAUCCUUAAAAUGUACGUGCAAAACAUAUUGAAGAUAUGAUAUAAGUGCAUACGAUAGGAAACGUAAGAUUAAAAACAUAAAUAGACUUGAACAUUUCACUUAUGUUUACGGAAAUUCCUGUGAACGUGUAUAUAUGUUAGCGGUAUUCCUAUUUUAGCGCUUUUCGUAGUUUCAACAUUGCGCUAACUUACUAUUGCGCUAAUUCCGUUUUAGUAUACAGUCUUCUAUUGCAUAUUGCUAGAGCGCCAAUUUAUCAGCAUUGUACAUUUUUAAAUUGUCCAGGUAACAGGGUAUGCGAACACAUAUUUGUCCAGGUAACAAGGGGUACAAACAAAAUAUUUGUCCAUGUAAUAAGGUUUAUAAACACAUACUUGUUCAAGAAUCAUUUCUCCAGAAAACCAGUCAUACAAUUUCACCAUAUGUGAUAUGUUUCAUAAAAUAUAUACAUAUACAUGUACUAUAGUAAAAUUUGGAUAUACUAACCGACUUCAAAACUAGCAGCUUUCACCCUUUACAGGGCUCUUCAGGAUUGUGGAGGUAAAGUCAACUAUCAAAAGACCGCUAAAGAGCCAUGUAAAAGGUGGAAGCUGCUUAUUUUAAAGUUGGUUGUUUUAUCUUAUUUUUUUGUAUACUUGCCUAUUUCACAUGGACAUUUAAGCUUUUUAAUUAAAUAUAUGUAUAUAUUUAUUUGGAAUUUCGAUGUGGCUUUGUCGUUAUUUGCUUUCGUAAAUAAUUAAAAUAAAGAUGAUGGAACUAUUUCAACCUUUUUAAUCAAAAAUAAAUUGCGAGAGAUUUGACUUCAUCAAAUGUUUAAAGCCCGCGUUUUAUUUGUAAAUGACAUUAUUAAUAAAUUGUAUUUCCCCUCCUCAGCUGAUGUUGAUCUCUUUUCAUAGUUGUCCAAAUGCAUGGGAAGACAUUUUUUCAAUGUCUUUGUGGCGGUUUUUUGUUAACCCAACAUUGACUUUUUAUGAUAUGUACUCAAGAGUUAAAAGUUUCAUGUACAUUUUAUUUAUGCAUUUUUAUGCUUUAUUUAUAAUUCGGAAAAUUUCCUCAAAUUUCAAUAAUAAUAACUAAGUCACCCUCUGUGAGGGUGGCCUUUUUCAUUCACAGUCCGUGUUGUGUCGUUUCUCGUUAUAGUGAGUAGAUGCAUUAAAGGCAGCUAAGCCAUUAGCUUAAUCUAUGCAUCGGAAACACUAAACAAGAUCAUUUUGAAUAUUUUCCGAAUUUUUGUGGAUUUUUCUUUGCAUAACAUUAAGAGUUAUGUCCCUUGUAUCGUAGCCAGUAGUCCCCAAAGUAUGAAGGGUCACGGGUCAUCUGAGGAUUAUCUGAUUGGUUAGUUAAUUUCAAGGGGACGCUGAGACCUCUCUAUCAGUCAACCAUCUUAGAUUAAAGCUGUGUUACCUAUCCGAUCCAGUAAAGUAAACACAUUUAUUUCUGCAAAAUACCCACCCUCUACCUCCCUUUCGUUUUGUCCUCUUCUGGACAAUACUACUGACUUACGGUUUUAUUCAUGAUUUGGCGGUUUUUUGUUAACCCUACAUUGGCUUUUUAUGAUAUGUACUCAAGAGUUAAAAGUUUCAUGUACAUUAUAUGUAUGUAUAUUUAUGCUAUAUUUCUAAUUCGGAAAAUUUCCUCAACUUUCAUAAAUAAAUACUUAGUCACCUUCUCUGAGGGUGGCCUUUUUCAUUCACAGUCCGUGUUGUGUCGUUUCUUGUUAUAGUGAGUAGAUGCAUAAACCAUCUUACAUGUACUAGUUUUUUUCACAUGAGGUUGCGAAUAAAAAUCAUUUGG
This is a messenger RNA of Mizuhopecten yessoensis (Yesso scallop), 2143 nucleotides long. Its product is annotated as transcobalamin-2-like. Lineage: Eukaryota; Metazoa; Mollusca; Bivalvia; Pectinida; Pectinidae. Gene Ontology annotation, molecular function: cobalamin binding. The coding region runs from base 64 to 360 and encodes 98 amino acids. The record is from RefSeq and is a predicted model, not a curated record. Gene Ontology annotation, biological process: cobalamin transport. The transcript has 3 exons.